GCUCUGUCUGUGGUGUCUAACGAAAGAGGGAGAACCAGCAGGAGACUUUUUCUCAUCCCCCUCUACAAGGUUCCCGGCCAUUCCAAGCCCUGAAUCAGCCUGUGGCUCCUUAUUCGAACACUUGCGAGGCUCUGAAUCCUCCCUCUCCCGGUGGCCUCAACAGCCGACGAGGACACGGCAGCCUACCUCUAGUGUUUACAGAGUACACAACAAGUACGACUACCGUACCCUCUGAACCCCCUGUCACUCCCACAACAUCGCCCUACCUCACAGAACGCCUGUACGGAGUAAGAGUACCUCUACCUAGUGGUCCCUACUCCGUACCUCUAGCGGUCCUUGUCGGCUGACCCAUGUCAAAAAAGAGUCUGCCUAAGCUAGCUUUGGUGAACCUCAAUUAAUUUUCUCGCCAUCCGUUUGAACUUCCCCCACAGUUCCUUUUUGUUCGCUUCCGUUGAUCUCCCAAGUUUCCAGUUUCCCUCACGGGCGACCAUCAGCAACAUAACAACACACGUCUGCAGAUUCCUCUUCACACAGACUCCUUGGACCCCCUUCGGCGUCCCUGUUGCUUUAUGAGACGUCCACUCCUGCACGAGUCCGUCCCUCGUUAUACCCUCAUCCGGCUGAUCUGCGGGAGUGUCAGCUGCUAUCUCGGGCCCGUCCCAACGGUCGCUCCCUGAUUGCCACAUUCCUUCCUACGUCCCCCGGCGUUUGCAGUCCCUCCCCUGGCACUGUCCGUAUAUCCAUUCCAGACCAGAACCGUUCAGCCUCGCAAAUGAACCCCCAGCCUUUGUUGCUGGAUGACGGCUUGUAUCAAAUACCAAAAAGGCAGUCGGUGGUGGUGCAGGUAGACGAACUCUCUCCAAUACUAUCACCUUCCGAAGAGGGGGAGCACCAUGUGGCUAUGCUGGGACGAGCUGGAAUCGUCGAGACGGCAGGACAGGGUCUGUUGAAGCAUUCGGAAGACGUUCGCUCAAACCUUGGACCAAGUCCCGUGCACAAGAGUCAGGUAUAUGGCUCGAGGCGACCAUCAAAGCCUAGCCGGAGGAGGAGAUCAUCUGUGGACUCGGUUGAAAAGGUCGUGCAGAGGAACGAGGUUUUACGACUGAACAUGAGGCUCCCUCAUUUUCCACGCAAGAACAUGAAUGUGAAUAUGAACACGAACAUGGACAUGAAGGGCCACGAAGCAGAGUCCAGGACAAACGAUGCGCACGCAAGACGCCAUUCAACGACAGCAUCCCACCCACCUUCCACAGACCUCAGUCUUUCACGCUCCAAUUCGCUACCAGUACAGCCGUUGUCUGUUGCGCAAUCCUGGCCGCAAUAUGACCGUUCAGCCUUCACUUCUUUGAUCAACCCGUGUGGCAUUGUGCCCCUUCUCACACCCCCAGACGACCUGGACGCCUUCAAAUGGGACAGUAGUCCUGUGCAAUCUCCUUCUUCCGACGGCAUCCGAACUGUAUCGGACGUUGACCCAGACCGAUCUCAUCGACAAGAGCCAACCGGCACAGGUGAGCCGCGUCCUCGGUCUACCUCCCGUCCGUCAGGUAUCCAAAUGCCGGAACGAGCAGAUCUCUCGCAUGACGACUCCAGCCGGUCUGACUGGCUAAGUCGAGCUUGCCAGCAACUUGCAUCGAGUCUCGGAGAUUCCACGAACCAAUACCAACUCCAGAUGGUCGUUCAAGCUCUACCCUCUCAGCCCAAGUCGAAAGAGAUCAUGUCCGUCUUCGAACAGGUGGUUCAGGCAAUUCAGAAUCGCUUUUCCACUGCUCCAUACAUCACCAUAACCCACGCCGUGUCCCAAGUCAUUAGCAUGGACGAAGUGCCGGCGUCACCACCUGCCACUCCAAACACGAAUUAUGCCAGCGACGACUAUUUUCAAGACCAGACCAUCUUCACGCAUGCCGCCAUGGUGCCCGCGUACCAUUCCCCACCCAACACUACCAUCAACAUCGGGACCAGGCCCACCAACAUCAUCGCCGUGCCGAGCAGCAUCCAAGUCUCGAUCCUUGAACGAUACAUUCCCCCUACCACUUCUCAAGAGAUCAAAGAUUUCUUCACCCUCAGUCGUCGCUCCUACCUCGCCGAUCGACUUCUCGAGCUUUCCUCGAACAACGGCACCCUUCUGUUGAUCUAUCCGACCAAGCAGGGAUCUCUGACCUUUGCGAAUAGAUACGUCAAUCCCAUCAUCGAGCCCUUUCUACGCCAUUUUGUCCUCCUCAACGGACUGUUCAUGCACGUUGCGAAUACGCUGGGUAGUUUGCCGGCAGUUCAAGCCAUGAAGACGUAUGAAGAAAUCGGAGCGGCGGUGUCGGCAAUGUGCGGUGCACUCAAUCAACGAUCACCUUCUCGUGGCGUGGCGAGCCGUUACGAGAUCGUCCACUCCGAGACUGCCGAUGUCGUCCUGGAUCGCUCUGUCUGGGUGGAUUGGUUCGUCGAACAGGAACACCACCGGCUACGACAGAACCUGGUCGACUACCACAAGUCUGGCGGUCGGAUGCCGCCUCCUCGUGGCCAGAUUGACGUGACACCGGCCAUGCUGGCCCGCGAAGUUGUCGAUGGCAUCCGCCAGAGUCGACAGCCGGCCGGAAACGUCGGUCUGGAGGUCGGCGUUUUUGUCAUACGUCGCACGGCUGCUACGACUGGGUGAAGACUUGUUGUUUUCUGCUUGCAAAAGACAACGCCUCCCUUUAUUUUCCACGGUCGAUUACUUGCAUGGCGUUGGGAGGAUAAAACACACAGAGGAGAUGAUGGCUGGUUUUUUCUAAUGUCAACUGAGCAUGGCGUUGUCGGGGUUUUAGCAUCAUGGCGUGGGUGGUACACAUGGUUUCGCAGAACCAACGGCAUUUGCUAGGGCUGGUCAUGAGAGAUGAGAUACCCUACCAGCAAUAUGUGCUGUUUUCUUUUACCGUUUUUAAUGAGAUGAGCUAGGAGUUACAGGCCAUGCAACGAGAUCAGCUACAGGCGUCCUAGGCCGGGAUUGCUAUGUUUGAGUGCUGAGCUUGUCGUGAAUUGUCCCCCUUUCACUUUAACUGAAAAGUUGGACAAGUCACACAUACAUAAUAAUAACUUCUUUCAACCUUUGAAA
Exophiala oligosperma is the source of this 3085-nucleotide messenger RNA. RefSeq lists its product as uncharacterized. The record is from RefSeq and is a predicted model, not a curated record. Lineage: Eukaryota; Fungi; Ascomycota; Eurotiomycetes; Chaetothyriales; Herpotrichiellaceae. The transcript has 2 exons. Bases 773 to 2647 code for a protein of 624 amino acids.